AUAUAUUUCUGUAAUGUUUUUCAGUCGUCGGUGUUUUUGUUACUUUCGUUUAAUUUCGCUUAUGGCUUAGAUAGUAAUUUAUAUAAAUCGAGUGAAAAAACUGUAUAUCCGAAAAAGGCAACAACAUUGAAAAAACGUCCGACGAAGGCACUAGCAAAUACAAAUACAACGUUGCCGACUAAAAUACAAAAGUCAAACAAAAACAUUGUCGAAGCGUUCAAGGAUUUGUCUGAAGACGAUUUAGAAUUUAUUAAUGAAUUGGAUAAGCAGUUCAAAGUUCAUGGUAAUAAAAUAAAAAUCAAGAUUGAACACGACACUGCGGUUACUAAAAACUUGAAACGGACCAUAGACGGAGAAUUGGGUUAUGGCUUCAAUUAUAAUGGUUACGAAUACAGUCGGCCAAAGUUUAUGUUUUACCCAUACUCACAAAAUGAUAUACCCAGAAGUACUCCGAACUAUUACCCAAACUACGACAAGACUAGUGUAACAAUUGAGCCAUCCUAUUCAUAUGAAUUAAAACCACAAACGUAUGAAGCGGUCGACAAUGACCACGCUCAAAUCGAUUUACCUCAUCAACACGUUCACCAACAACAACAACAGUCUCAACAACAAUAUGAGGAGCCCAUCAUAGUGUUGCGUAUUCCUGGUCCAACGAAAUAUGCUUCACAUAUACAGGCGCUUUUGCAACAGUACUUAGAAAUACGUGCAGCUCAAUAUUUACACAUACUGAAGCAACAAGAUUUACAUAAAGAACAACCAUAUAAACAAACUCAUUCACAAAUCCAAUACUAUCAACCGCAAGUAAGCCUUCAAGAAGAGGAAUUUAUACAACCAGUACAACACCAUUACCAUCAAGCACUAGUUAAGUCUCAAUCACAACUUUUGCAUUCAACUACUGACCAAACGCCAGAAGAUGUAUCUGCCCCACAAUCUGGUACCUAUCCUGACAUACAUGACGUAUAUCAUACUUACAAAGAUCGUCAUCAAGCUGAAGAACCAAAACAAAUUGUUAAUUACUACAAAAAAGGAGCAUUUCAGGCUCCAACACCGCAGCUGACGCAGCAGGACAAACUUCCACAAUAUCUCUACACAUCUACUAAGCAUUACGCACAAGCCGAUAAUGUUCAUGAAUAUCCUAUGUAUGUAAUUACUAUGUUACCAAAAUCAAAUUACAAUGAAAAGCAAGAACUUGUUUCGCAAGAAUAUUUGCAUCAGCAACCCAUUUAUAUACAAGAUGACAAAAUAACUGAACACAGGCAAGCACAUCAGCAAAAUUUGCAUAUCAGUGAAAAUAAUCCCCGAAGAACGCAUACAAAAAUUAUAUAUACAAACGGAAGUGAAAAUGCCGGACAUGACUACGUGCAAUAUCCACUACCUUCAGUAAGGCCAUUUGAACGCAUUGCACCCACAUCAAGUGCUCCACACCACCAACAGUACCAGCAGGAAUCAGAAGUUAAACACAAUAGCGAGGAUAACAAGCAACAAGAUAUUCAUGAAAACACUGUCGCAAUAACACAGCGUCCGCACAAUUACCAUGUUCACACCAGGAAAAUGAAGCUAAAUGGUGGUCACAAACAGGUCACUGCCGUUGUUGAUACUCAAGACGACACAAACGAAAAGCUAGAAAAGAUACGUAGUUAUGUCCAAACGAAAUUUGGUGCACAAACUGGUUCAGCUAUAGAGUAUCAAACAACAGCUUAAACGUUUUAACAAUUUUAGACAGAGAAAAACAGAGCGAAUAUUUUUGUAUUACUAACAGAUUAAAUAUAUGUAAA
Teleopsis dalmanni is the source of this 1775-nucleotide messenger RNA. RefSeq lists its product as uncharacterized. The transcript has 2 exons. Lineage: Eukaryota; Metazoa; Arthropoda; Insecta; Diptera; Diopsidae. The annotation marks the transcript as partial. The record is from RefSeq and is a predicted model, not a curated record.